This is a messenger RNA of Schizosaccharomyces octosporus yFS286, 2343 nucleotides long. Its product is annotated as stress responsive orphan 1. The transcript has a single exon. Lineage: Eukaryota; Fungi; Ascomycota; Schizosaccharomycetes; Schizosaccharomycetales; Schizosaccharomycetaceae. The record is from RefSeq and is a predicted model, not a curated record. Bases 1136 to 1456 code for a protein of 106 amino acids.
CCUAAUCUUACUUCUAGUCCUAGUCCUAGUCCUAGUCCUAGUCCUAGUCCUUUCCUCUCUUCCUGCCUUCCUGCCUUCCUCUCUUCCUCUCUUCCUCUCUUUUCGUUUUGUUUCUCUUCUCUCCCUCGUCUGCUUUUGUUUGUUUACUUCAUAACGAGGCUGGAUGCAAAUUUCUUUCGCUAGAUGAAUCGCUAGAUGAAACUACCGCAGUUAAAGUUGGAAAAACGUUUCCAACAAAGACUUCAAAGUGCGCAUUUCUCUCAUGAUUGGUAUAGAAACAUUUUUUUUUCAGUCGCUUUCUUUCACUUUAAUAUCACUCUUACGUUUACGUAAAAUUUUCGCCUUCCGAUGCUUCGCCUAAUGAACAAAGUGGUUUACGUUAGUCGGCGCAUUAUUUUAUGAAAAAAAAAAUCCAAAGAUGGUAAGGCGGCCAUUUUUUAUCAGUCAUCAGACUUUAUAAGCAUUGGCGUCACUGUUGCAUUGGUUUUUUUAACAUGCGAUUUUGAUGAAGGUUCAUUUUCAAUAUAUAAAUAGGACUCUACAGCUACUAGAAGAAAAGAGAGACAGACAGACAGAAAGAAUUGAACGAACGAACUUCUUUUAUAAGAAAAAAAAAGAAACUCAUUUAAGCUUGAGCUUUUUAAAAGACUCUUUUAUCACUGAUUUUUUUUUUUUCUUUUUCAUUUCUUGUGAAACCGAACGGAAUCACUCAUCCAUCUCUGUUUACGAUAAUCGAGUGAUUUGAAUCGAGUGAUCUUUUCCCCUUUAUAAUUAUUUUUUCCCUAAUCUCGGCCUAUUAUUUUUAUAUUUUUUUCCCUAUAUAUAUACACAUAUAAGAGGGAAAAAGUAGGUCUACAACAGAAAGAAGGAAAACAACAUUUUUAAACCAAAACGAACAAAUUGAAAUCAAUUCUUUAUUUGAUUUUUAAUUUCUAAUUUCUAAUUUCUAAUUUCUAUUUUUUUUAUCGUUAUUACUAUUGUCAUUUCAUUUUCAAUUUUCUCAUAUUUCCCUUUUUUUUUUAUUUUUUUUUGAGAUUUCUCUUUCCUCUUUGAUUGAUUGAUUGAUUGAUUGAUUAUUGUUGUUGGUUGUUGUGUUGUUUAUUUUUAUUUUUCUAACGAAUUGAUUGUUUUGAUUAUGACCUUGAACAACGUUGCUAGAAUUUUUGCUCAAAACGGUGGUGUCGCUGCUGCUGCUGCUACUACUACUGCUGCUAUGCUCCGUUUCUCUAUGAAACCUGCUAUGGGACUUGGACUUCAACAUCAACGACUCUUUUCAAGCCAAGGUCCUCAACGCAUGGAUCCUUCCUCCGUAGCCACUGAACAACGCUACGAGUCUGAAUCGUCCGAUCAACCCAGCGAAUAUGCUUUAUACGUCCAAGACGCUCGCGACGACCUCAACAGUCCCAAUUGGGGUUGUGAACAAAUUAAAAACAAUUCUGCAGAAUGGCAAGCAUAAUUGGAUUCCUUUCGAAACUCUCGACAUCUGACAAAUGUCUGUUGAGUCUUCAAGUUUUUUAAAAAUAACAAAUUUGACUUGGAAACAAGCCCCAUCAGUAUUUGUCUGAUAUUGAAAUUCGCUUUUGUUGUGUGCUAUAUGCGAUAAAAAAAACCAAAAAAAAAGAGAACCGUUGAAAACAAGGACCCAUUGUUUUUUUAUUCCUUUUUCUCCCUUUCCUAGGAAGGAUUUUUCGUCUAUAAUCUUUUGAUGACGCUAUAACGCUAUAAAAAUAGAAAACUAUAUGAAAUACUAUCUGAAAAAAAAAAAAAAAAUUCCCCAAAAAAGUCUAAUCUUUUCAACUUUUAUGCAUAUCCUUGUUUUUCUUUUUCCAAAUUUUUUUUUUUUUUAAAAAAAAAAAAUCCCUUGCCUUGAUACAUGGACAGUCCAAACAGCAUCAUCUUGCAUAUCAAGUAUAAGGAUUUGUGUGUGAUUUCACCAUAAAUGUUGAUCGUAUAGAGUAUAACCUCGCUCUUUCUCCUCUCUUUUUUUUUGUUUGGUUUUUUUCCCCUUUUGGUUCUACACUUUUUCUUCUUUGGCAUUUUGUCUCAAAAAUGGUUAUCCCAUGAUUCUGCUUAAAUUCACCAGUGACGGUUUGCUCCCAAUGUUCGGUUUUUACUUGAUUAUACAUUCUCUAUAUGACUUUUUCUUUUAUAUGCAUGUGCUAUGGAUGUGGAUGUGGAUAUGUGUGUUUUUUCUUUUUUUUUUUCAAUCUCAAAAGACAUCAAGAUUCCUUGUCGCGCACACUAGAAUGGAUUAGUUACAACCCUUUUUUGUUGUUGAUGUCCAACUUGAAAGCAUUCUUGUUUUUUGUUUUGUAAAUUUGAUAUAAUACUGUACUUUUCAUA